AUGUCCGAAGCGCAGCGUGAACGUGAGGUGCAGCGAUAUCUCCAGAGCUGGCAGGUUGCUCAGGGGUCGUCGCUCAAUGUUGCCCUCAAUGUUGACAGCAUCGCCGCCCCCGACUUACACGGCACGGGCUUCAAGCCCAAGGCCUCGUCCGAUAAGGCACUGACGGCCUUUGCCCAGCUGGCCGUCCUGCGACUAAACGUCAAGCGUGCCAUGGUAUCGCUGAUUGAUUCCACCACUCAGACGAUCCUCGCCGAGGCCACCCGCAUUAUUCAGCUCGGAGACCUUGAUGACCUGCAAGACCACCAGAGCGACGGCUUGAACAAUGAUGAGGACCGGUCCACCAGUCCCAAUGCCGAUUUGUGGCUCGGCGCCGCCAUCUUAUCGCGUCCGGAUGCUGUUUGCGAACACUCCUUGGUAAACACUUGCACCGGCCUCGAUCACAGGGGUAAGCCGUAUACCGCCACCGGCCUCAUCGUCAACGACUGUCGUCUCGACUCACGCUUCUGCAACCGGCCGUACGUGCUGUCCGAGCCUGGCGUGCGUUUCUACGCCGGCGUGCCCAUCAUCUCACGCAGCGGCCACAAGAUCGGUUCCUUUGCCGUCUCCGAUGAGAAACCUCACGAUGGACUGACUGCGGAUGAGAUUCGCUUCAUGCAGGGCGUCGCCCAGACCGCCAUGGAGCACUUGGAAUGGGCGCGGGACCGGGUCGAUCGCUUCAAGGGUGAGCGGAUCGUGCGUGGCCUGGCGACCUUCAUCGAGGGGUGCUCGGCUCUCAACGAAGAUCCCACCGCGGUCAAGGACGAGAUCCCGCGGAGCCCUUCGACGAUACGCCCGCCAGACAUGGCACUCGUUUCGACAAGGCGUCCGAUCCCACGCUCAAACUCUUACUUUCGCAAUACCGAGGCUCGAGCUCAAGCCCGAUCAAGAGAGUCGUCAGCAUCCCGUCAGUCGGCCCAGUUGGCCGAGCCGGCGCCUUCCAUGUCCGAGAGGCCGCCAUCGCCUCCCGUCUCCGAGACACCGCCGUCGCCGAAGAAGGGACCCCAGCCUAGGGCCGACGGCUUGUCGAAACUCUUCAACCGGGCAGCCGAUGUCCUUCGUCACUCCACUCUCGCUGAUGGUGUGGCUCUCUUUGGCGCCACAGCAACAACGAACUCCACGCCAGCGAGCCGGGCCAAGUCUGGAAGAAACCAGUCUUCGGAUGAGGAGGAUGUUGCUCGGCCUGCUACUUCGGGCUCCGGUCUCGACAGUUCCGACUCGGACACGUCGCCGUCUUCGAGGCCCUGCAAGAUACUGAGCUUCUCCGUGGCCGAUGAACGGGCGCGCGCUCGCAUCGAACAGGGCCCAGCCCUGUCACUCGGUAUUCUCGAGAAGUACUUCUCCAUGUUCCCCAUGGGGAAGACGUUUUCUUUCACCGAAGCCGGCGUCGGUGUCUCUUCGGGCGAUGACAGCGCCAGCGACAGGGAAACCAUGGGCGUCGAUGGGGCUGUUCCCGUCGAUAGAUCGGAGGGUAGACGGCGAAAGGUCAAAAUGGUUCAUGAAGAGCUUCUCAAAAAGAUCCCAGGAGCAAAGACUGUCGUUUUCGUGCCCUUGUUCGACUACGGCGAAGACAAGCUUGCUGGCGGCUGCUUCCUGUGGACAUCGGUUACGGGCCGUAUGAUGAACCUCGACCAAGACCUAUCCUAUCUCCGGGCAUUCAGCAACAGCAUCAUGACCCAGGUCGGACGCAUCAACAGCCAGAAAAACGAGGCCGCAAAAACCACCUUCAUCGCCAGUAUGAGCCACGAGUUGCGCAGCCCGUUGCACGGAAUCCUGGGCUCCGCCGAACUUCUUCAAGACACCAGCACCGAUGCCUACCAGUCUGGCCUCAUUAGCUCCAUCGCCACCUGCGGCAAGACCCUGCUCGACACCCUCAACCAUGUGCUCGACUACAGCAAGAUCAACAGGCUUGGCCGGGCGCAGAUGAGGAGGCGUGCAAGACAAAACCUGAACAGACCUGUUGCUAUUACUUCGGAUUCCCUGGAAAGCUUGAGCAUGACGUCCGUCGUGGACCUAGCUGUGCUCGUCGAAGAGGUCGUUGACGCCAUCGCCGCUGGUCAUGCUUUCAAGAAGCUGGUAGGAGCUGGUCCAUUUGACGGACCCAAGCCCAGCAUCAGUGUCAACGAGUCGAAUAAUGUCAGAUCGGUGGGCAACUUCCAGCCCCAAGGGUCCAAGGGCUUGGUUUCAGUCUUGAUUGACAUCGACCCAAAGACGCCUUGGUUGGUGAAAACGCAACCCGGCGCCCUCCGAAGAAUCAUAAUGAACCUCUUUGGCAACGCUCUGAAGUACACCACGUCGGGAUUCGUCCUCGUCUCCCUUAGCGGCCAAGCCAGGACCGAAGGGUCAAAGAUUGACGCUUUGAUACGUGUAGCAGAUUCUGGCAAGGGCAUGUCGGAAGAAUUCCAGCAGACCCGGCUGUUCCUCCCCUUCAGCCAGGAGGAUUCUUUCCAACCUGGUACUGGACUGGGUCUGAGUAUUGUCAAGCAGAUUGUCGACUCCCUCAGAGGAAGCCUCGAGGUCAGGUCGGAACAGAACAGAGGCACUGAGAUUGAUGUACAUCUCAGCUUCUCGCCCGUUUCUGACGAAGCAUCUCGUGAACCCGACGAGGCGAUGCGCAACGCUAUCGAACAGACCAAGGGGUUGCAAGUCGUGCAUUUAGAGGGCGGAAAUGGUUCGGGGUCGCGGCCGCUAAGCGCACCGGCGACCAAGUUGAACGGAAUUCUCACUGAGACUUGCACCGAGUGGUUCCACAUGAAGGUUGAUAAAGAAGAUCCGGCCAACCCCAAAGACGCCGAUCUAUUUUUGUACUCCGAGCCGCCCUCUGUAGAGAUCCUUGAGAAGCGGUUCAGGGAGAACUCGCAGAGGGCUUUGAAACGCAGGAAGUCCCCCUUCAUUAUCGUCAGCCCGAAUGCUGAAGAAGCGGUGCGGAUUCUGCAGGAGCACAGCAAGCUUUUGAUGGAAUUUUCCGAGAUUGUGGAAGUAAUCCCCCAACCUUGUGGCCCACGGAAAUUGGCAAAGGUCUUCAGCCACUGCCUCAAACGCGCGGAAGACUUGGAGAAGAACGACGGGAAGUCGAGGAUCCCAGCCGGAUCUCUAUCCGCCCACCAAGAGCAGGCCCAGGAGGUUGAAAGGGUCGGAACUCCUCUCCACCAAGACGCCAAGCCGUCCGAACUGGAACCGGCAAUGUCAGCACAACCCCUGAUCAAGCCACUGGGCGCCCUCGCGCUGUCACCAGCGUUGAACGGCGGCCAGCCCGUCAUCGUUGAGCAGAAACACGUCACACUUCACGUCCUGCUCGUCGACGACAACCAAAUCAACCUCAAGCUCCUCGUCAUGUUUAUGAAGAAAUGUGGCUUCUCGUAUGAGCAAGCCGAGAACGGACAGGAAGCGCUGGAUAAAUUCAUCGCGGCCUCGAGCGCGUCGACCCCGGCGUCCGCCAGCAAGCGCCGACAGUUUGACUUUGUACUCAUGGACAUCAGCAUGCCGGUCAUGAAUGGGUUCGAGGCGACCAAGAGGAUACGAGAGUACGAGCGGGAGCACAAGCUGCAGGCUACGACCGUUGUUGCUUUGACCGGCCUGGCAAGCUCGGACGCCCGACGGGAUGCUGAGACAUCCGGCUUUGACGUUUUCUUGCCGAAGCCGGUUCGGUUUGCUGAGUUGCAGAAACUCCUUACUGCUUCGUAG
Messenger RNA from Colletotrichum spaethianum, 3720 nucleotides. RefSeq names its product signaling protein YkoW. Gene Ontology annotation, biological process: phosphorelay signal transduction system; phosphorylation. Gene Ontology annotation, molecular function: phosphorelay sensor kinase activity; protein binding. Lineage: Eukaryota; Fungi; Ascomycota; Sordariomycetes; Glomerellales; Glomerellaceae. The coding region runs from base 1 to 3720 and encodes 1239 amino acids. The transcript has 3 exons. The record is from RefSeq and is a predicted model, not a curated record.